CUCGAACUGUAAAGUGAAAACAAAAGGAAGAAAACGAUUCUCCGACUCCCUCUAAAAGAGAAUGGGGUCGCUCUUCCACAGAACGGUUCGAGCAAUCCAUGCGUCCGUAACACCACCCCGCCUCACCAGAUUCUCUCUCAACCCUCCAACCUCUGUAGAGGUGGAAUUUGCUGAUGGAAGCGUAUACAAUUUGUCCGCUGAAUUUCUUAGAAUACAUAGCCCUGCUGCCGACAGCAAGAUUAGGUCGGUGGGUGGAGAAAAGGUUAUAUUUGGGCGGCGGCAUGUGGGCAUCAUGUCUGCAGAACCUGUUGGGAAUUACGGAAUAAGGAUAAUUUUUGACGACUUGCAUAAAACUGGGAUCUACACAUGGGAUUACUUCCAUCAUCUUGGUACCAACAAGUUUAGCCUCAUGAGAAACUAUAUCAAGACAUUAAAGAAGCAUGGCCUCAGCCGGGACCCUCAGAGAAGAAAAUAGUUGGGAAAGCUCAGGCAAGUAUUCGUCGCACCAUGGUGGAAGAGAUGUCAAUUGCAUAUCAGAUUUGUUUCUAGGGAUUCUUUCCUCUUAUAUUUAUGCAUUUCUUGGUUUCUCUUUUUGUCCCUAUGACCAAAAAAAAAAAAAAAGAGGAAAAGAACUGAUAUGUUGGCAAAGCAUCCUGUUUCCUGUCCACAGCUAUUUUGAGCCUUGCUCAUUUCAGUCUUCAACCUGCCGCACAACCAUUUUAUGGCAUUCUGCUGUAACUUUCUCCAUCUGGAAACAACUGUUAAAUUCACUCUGGAAAAUACCUGAACUUCCCCAUGUUUUGGAACUAUGGUCGGAGACAACCACUUGACUAGUUAUGGAUUUUAGGUUUGAGCUAUAAAGGGAACCUUUCUGACAUUCUUUUUAUCUUCAUUUUCUAUGAACUUUGCUGGAUUCGUUGUGUAUAUUCUCCUUUGCUUCAUAUCAAAUCUAAUGAUAGAUUGAAAACCCAAAAGUGGGUAGGUGCA
Molecule: messenger RNA, 987 nt
Organism: Magnolia sinica
Lineage: Eukaryota; Viridiplantae; Streptophyta; Magnoliopsida; Magnoliales; Magnoliaceae
Exons: 4
Coding region: 62-475 (137 amino acids)
Source: RefSeq, a predicted model, not a curated record